Molecule: messenger RNA, 1296 nt
Organism: Sordaria macrospora k-hell
Lineage: Eukaryota; Fungi; Ascomycota; Sordariomycetes; Sordariales; Sordariaceae
Source: RefSeq, a predicted model, not a curated record
AUGCUCCCCAAACUACCUCCAACCCUUUCCUUCCUAGGGAGUCUCCUCCCCGUCCUCAUACACCCAACACUCAGUCACAGCAUUCCCGCUCAUCCACCCUCCCAUAUCUCUCACAACAAUCCGCUCUGCACCCCCCUCUCCUUCACCCUCACAGCAACCGCCUCCCACCUCUCCCUCGCCUCCCCUCCCGACCCUUCCAACGCAACCGCCAUCCUCGCCAUGGUCAACCAAUCCUGGGACGGCACUCUAGUGACCAACGGCACGCAACGCGUAGGAGGCACAUAUACUCUCAGAGCCAUUUACUGCCAGCCUGUUCCUGCCUCUGUCCAUCCCAAAUCCCACAAGAAUGGAAAGGAAAAUGGCGAUGUCCUUCAGAUUCUGCUCCACGGAGCCACCUACAGCAAAACCAUGUGGUCCGGCUUCGGCUUCGGCUAUCCCUAUGACUGGCACUCUUUCGCGACCUCCCAGGGAUACCACACCUUGGCCAUCGACCGGUUGUCUCACGGGGAGAAUGAUCCGCGCGGCAUCGAUCCGUUGAGGGAUGUGCAGAUGGGCCUACAAACCGAACUCUUGCACGAACUUAUUUCCUUGGUCAAAGCCAAGCCCAAGCCCAACCCCAACCCCAACUCCAGGUCAAAGUCAAAGUCAACCUCCCCAAAAAACAACCCUUUGAAAAGGACAUUCAACAAAAUCGUCCUAGUAGGCCACUCCCUAGGCUCCUACCUCUCUGUGUCCCUCGCGCGGUCUUACCCCCGCGACGCCUCCGCUUUAGUUUUAACCGGCUACAGUUCAAAGCUCAACACGCAGCACGUGUCCUCCGCACCCUGGGCACCCGCGCCUUUUGUUUUUCCCGAUCGGUUUCCUGCUGAUAAAUAUCUUCAUAACCUGGAGUUCCUCACCGUUGCGACGCUUGAAGGUCGCACAAAGGGGUUUUACGAUAACGUUACAGAUGCCGCAGGCAAGCCGUACGCGUAUGACCCCGAGCUGGCAAGGACGGAUUAUUUGUACGCGGAUGCGAACACGUUGGGGGAGGUGGUGAGUUUGGGUGAUUGGGGCGUGGGACCGGAGGAGUUUAGGGGAGCGGUGCUGGUGGCGACGGGACAGAGGGAUUGGGUUUGUUGUAGUCCGCCUGAGGAGGAGUGUGUGAAGAGACUGGAGGAGACGGGGAAGACUUUCUCAAGGGCGAAGAGGUAUGAGUUUUGGGCGCCCGAAGGGACCGGACAUGAUUUGACGCUGAGUUAUUCAGCUGGGAAGACUUUGGAGGUGGUUCAUAAGUUUUUGGAGAGGGAGGUUUGA